CCCACUGUAGUAGAAAAACUAUUGAUUAUUCAAGCAGGAAUCUGGACCGCAGAGCAGACAUUCCCUCCUAAGAGAAGCUGUUCCUCGUUGCUCCAGCCGUUCAUCCUUAAACGUCUGACAUCACAAGGGUGUAAGCUUCCAGUCUCCCAUGGCUCUACAGGAGCUGGGCAUUAGCCUGUCCAUGAUGGGCGUCGCUGGUACCAUGUUGAUCUGCGGUCUGCCAAUGUGGAAGGUCACGGCAUUCAUUGGCACCCAUCUGGUGGUAAUGCAAGUGUUCUGGGAGGGUUUGUGGAUGACCUGUGUCAGCGAGUACACCGGUCAGAUGCAAUGCAAACUCUACGAUGCCCUGCUGGACCUGUCACCAGACCUCCAGGCAGCCCGUGGGCUUGUUUGCAUCAGCCUGGUGUUGGGAUGUCUGGGAUUUCUCAUCUUCAUCCUGGGAGGUCGGUGCACCAACUGCCUGAGCCACCCCCGGAUCAAAGCUCGGGUGGUGCUCAGCUCUGGGGCAAUCUUCUGCUUGUCAGCCCUCACCACAAUAGUUGCUGUUGCUUGGACUGCCAACACCGUCAUUACAGAUUUCCACAACCCCCGAGUCCCCGAGGUGCUAAAGAGAGAACUUGGAGCAUCCAUUUACAUAGGAUUUGCUGCAUCUGGGCUGCUCUUCUGUGGAGGGGCCAUUCUUUGUACAACCUGUCCACCAGAAAGAGCCAGAUUCCCCUCCAGUGGGUACAUGGUGGCCAAGACUCCCACACGAAGCAGCUAUGCCAUCAAGAACUAUGUAUGAAAAUACGACCCUAGACAAUAAGACACCAAAACUAGAACCUUGUUGACCUUUACUUACUUCUUGUUGAAGUCUAUUAUGAUGCUUGCUGCUUAAUUACAAUACCCAUUUAAUAAGGGGAAAUGGUAGAAAAACAUUUUUAGAGCUCUGUAAAUUAGCAUCUCUAAAAUAUUUCAUCUAUAUAAGCAUUUAUACCAUUUUUAGAAGUUGGUUGAUACACUGCAUUACAAUGAUAGGUUUAAAUUCUAAGAGCUAGAGGACAACUGCCCUUCCUUUCCUCUUUCUUAAAAGCUUUACCUAAAAAAUAAUGUAUUUCCCUAAUGUAAGCAGUAGAAAAGAACAUUAUAUUUUGUAUAGGGUCCUAUAGGUCCUAAUAAAAUGUUAACAGUAACUCUGUUAUAGAGAAGGAAAUAAAUUUAAGUAACAGCUAAAAUUAAACUUGUUUAACUUAAGUACAAGCUAGCAUUAGCAUUGCAGCCUAGGAAGCUCAGAGUUAAAUUUGAAAACUUCCAAUGCCAAAUGUGUCAAAACUAAGUAAAAGACUCGUGUUUCUCCACUAAUGUGGUUAUUUAAUGUUGCUAAGGGUGUUGCUUUAAAAUCACUUGUCACAUAAGAAGAUAUCCUGUAGUAAUAACUCAUAUGCUGCAUUGAGCACAUUUUAUUGCAAUAUGUGGGACAACUUGUUCAUGCAUACACAUUUGUUUCCAUUGGCAUGCUUGGGUAUAUACACAUACUGAGGGCAUUUGUCCACGGCCCUUUAGAAGAACCAAGAGUGUUUGGCUAACUGUUAGGCUACUCAAGCUAACUGUUAUAAUACAGAGAAGGGGUUAUUCAAGAGCAAAUGUCCACCAUCUGAAACUAACUACGCAAAAAUUGAUUACUACCAUUUAGAAUGACUACUAUUUUGAAUAGUUUAUAUACUACAAUAGUUUUACAAUCCACAGUCUUGCUAUCUUCUUAGGCGGUGUAAACAUUAGUUUGUUCACAAUUUUUUGUUGUGUUUUGCCUUAUGUAGAUCAAUGUAGGUGCAAUUUGUGGCUCCAGGGCCACAUGAUGAUCUCUACAACUUUCACUGUAUCCAGAAAUGAUAGAGGUAUGAGAAAAUAUGAUAUGGUAUCAAAAUGAGAAAAUUAUUUUGAAAGCAAAGUUAAUUUAGUUUUAUCAGUUCGUCUGUCGAAAAAUCUGUAUUUAAAUUCCACAACAAAAUAAAGGUUGAUAUCAGGGACGUAUUUUAUUUUAGUCCCUUUUUGUGCAAAUUGUGUUUUCACUUGUAAAAUGAUUUGUUUCCCUCUCUGUAAAGGUUUGAUGUUUUUCUUUCUUCUAAAACAGGAAAAUAGAAAAAAAAAAAAAAAAAAUCUAAUUGAGGCUCCUUAAGUUCACAAGAUGUAUAUUGAACAUUUGCUGUAUGUAAACAUCAUUAGUUACCUUUUCUCUAAAAAUUAUUUAGGUUUUGCAAUUUCAUGUAGUGGGCGUGAUAAGUAAGAAAAAAUAGCUCCUUUAAUUGUAGUGGCAUCAAUCAGGACCCACAAGACCCUUCUCUGUUGACAUUCAUAUUGUCCUCAUGCUACUAUGAGUCACAUGUGGAAAACAGAAGCUCUCUGGACAAAUGAUAAUCAGACUGUUCACACGGUAAAGGUCAGCCCUGUUUUUCAUGAGUGCAGAACCAAUGUAGCUGUCCCCAGGGAAUUUAAGAUCUAAGACUUUUAUUAAGGUUGGCCUGCAACUAUGUCCAAGUCUUUAAUUUUGUUCCACUGGGUUGAGUUUGACACCUCUGAUCUAGAUUUUUCUGCAUUCAUUCUUCCAUUCAUCCAGAAUAGUCUCCUAACCCCUGUUGAAUAAGAUCAGUGCACAUCAUGAUACUGCCACCACCAUGUAUGAUUGUAGCAAUGGUAUAAAUGAGACAACCUCUGGUUUCCUUUUCAUACUGCAGAUAGGAAUUCUGACGACAAUUCAAUCUUUGUUUAACCAUAUCAGAUGUUGCUUCUCACUGCUAGAAGUUGUUCCUUUCAUGUUAAGACAGGUCUCAAACAGAUUCCCCAUAUUUCUUGUUUUACUUCACAUUCGAUAAACAAAAUACUAAUACAUAAAUCAGGCCAGAUAUAACUCCAUUUGUAAGGCAAUCCCCUUAGGUGUUGCCAGUUAGUUUAACAAAGAAAGUCAGACAGCAUAUUUGUAAAUCUAAUCAAGAUGUGAUGUACUAGUGCAGGCAGUUACAUUUGCAAAGUUGAAGUUGUGAUUAUUUGUUAGAAUGCACAAAGCACAUAUAAUUUUAAAUGUUAGUUCGCAGGUUAAUUUUAGUGACAGAAAUAAAAACUGUAGAACAUUCGUGUAUUUGAUUUAUUGUUCUGACGUUCCUUUCCAAAGCCAAGAGUGUAACGGAUGAACAAUCCAUUCUGCGGCAGAUAAAAUCACAAGUUUGAACUUGUGACUGAAAACAAUCCAAUUUUACUGUUCAGAGCUACCAAACUCAUAGCUAAAAAUGCAUUGUCGCUGAAUUUAACUUUACACGCGUUUAAUUAGAUUUCCUCCCAGAAUCAAGGCCCAUUGUCUGAAAAAGCAGAGCACAGGGGAAGCUUUGUUUUCUCCCCUCUACUCAGGAGACUGUGAUAAAUGGA
Molecule: messenger RNA, 3396 nt
Organism: Girardinichthys multiradiatus
Lineage: Eukaryota; Metazoa; Chordata; Actinopteri; Cyprinodontiformes; Goodeidae
Gene: cldnj
Product: claudin j
Exons: 2
Coding region: 149-784 (211 amino acids)
Biological process (GO): bicellular tight junction assembly; cell adhesion
Cellular component (GO): plasma membrane; bicellular tight junction
Molecular function (GO): structural molecule activity
Source: RefSeq, a predicted model, not a curated record